GCGUUCUGGACCACAAUAAAGGACAUGGGCAACUAUUCCAAGGACUCCGUGAGCUCAGAGCGGUGGCUGAGCGCAAUUCGCCGUGGGUCCCAGCCUUCGGCGGCGGCCGAGGACAGCGUCUACGCGCGCCCCCUGGCGCUGACGUUGCUCACGCGCCUGCUGAGCGUCAGCGGAGGCGUGGUGGCGGUGCGCCGUCUCCUCUGGUGGGGGUUGGUGCGCGAGCUGGCGCCGUACGCCAGCGGGCGCUACCUGCCCAGCGACUCGCAGGCGCUGGACCACUUCUGCGUGCGCCGGGUGGCCACCAAGCUGGAGCUCGCCAUCAGGGCCGUCCACCUGUUCAGAGGUCGCUGGCCGUCUGACGGCUUCGCUGGCCAGCACGUGGUUUCUUGCGGGCGGGCAGAAACGAAUACGCUGUGA
This is a messenger RNA of Dermacentor andersoni, 417 nucleotides long. RefSeq lists its product as uncharacterized. NCBI's taxonomy places the organism in Eukaryota, Metazoa, Arthropoda, Arachnida, Ixodida, Ixodidae. The record is from RefSeq and is a predicted model, not a curated record.